GUGUUCCAAUGCCAAAACAAUACCACUUCCCAAUGACAGCGACCAAACAGCCCUCUUCCGAUCGGUUACUACCAUCCAUCAACUUUCUACAGCCUGUUGGCAUAUCUUAAAUGCCGGAAAUCUGGUUAUUCGUGUUUCCGCUGCUCAAUACCCUGCUCACCCAUAGAACCAACUGAUGGCGCCAUCGGCUUAUUACACUGGCUUCCGCUCAGGAGAUGGGCUUGCCCGACGAGCUGAAAGUGAUGAUUGUUCUGGAUGGGACUGCUUGGGCGAUGCCGCACAAUUCGGCAUCAUCCUUGUCAUUGUCGCCUUCGUACUGGUGAUGGCGUAUAUGUACUGGCGGCUCCAGAUCAAACCCAACCUUCAAGACGGCUGUGAUGACACUCUAACACCUGUCAAUGGUUAUUGGGAACUCACGAGAGGGGAUCCUAACAGAGUCUCGAUCACCAUUUAUCGGGAGCCAAGGCCACUGAGCGACCCAGAACCUGUCGAGACAGAUGUUCCAGCUCCGCGGCGCGUAAAGGGGACUGAUGGGCAGACUCAGCAACAAGAAAACAACACCCUCGAUCAAGUGCCCCAGCAACUUGGGAGGGCUCACACCCCAGACAUACAUCUGGUGCCCCCGCCACCUCCGCCGCCUCCUAUUGUUUGGUCAGGUCCCUCGCCCUUUGCGAUCCCCCCUCCGCCGAUGGUUGGACCUUCAGCCUUCUUACAACCGAGUCAUCCUCCGACAGCCUUACACUCGAACCCGCUUGCAUUCGGCAUGACUACAGUCCCAUGCCCGCCAGAUGCGCCGCCUCCCUAUUUUGGCUAUGCUGCUCCACCAAACCUUCAAGGCCAGCACCCUGGGCCAGGGGUAAUGCCUACGCCCCAGCCCGCUUGCGUGCCUCCGCCAGUCGCACCAUCGACCCCACGAAGAAGCAAAAGGGAGAAGGCACAAACCACUCCGGUUGCGGAACGCCAAAGCCAAUGGCGCCGUUGGUUUUCCCUGGGCAACACAUCUCCCAUCUCCGGCCAUGCGAGGACCCUGUCCGAUUCGUCUUCUCCGGCCGAGCAGUCCAGAUCACUCUCGCCUCCCCCAUCUCCAACCCCACCACCUAGGCGCAAUCGCAGAAGCAAUCACUCGACUCCCUCCAGAAGGCAACCGCAAUCCCCUCGACAGGACCGCCAAGCUCGCCCACACCCACAACCACCGCGACGAAAUUCCCAGACCACGGCACGGGACCAGCGCCAUAGCACCCCCCCAUCCCAAACCGAAUCUAACCUCAGCUCCAGCUACCUCAACACCAGCGUCGAGGCGGUCUUCGACACCGGGGCACACCACCCAGCACCGCAAACCCGCACCCGCGCCCGCGCAGCCUCCAACCCAGAGAACGGCCACCCCGACCCUAGCCGCACCCGCCUAGCACGCAUCCGGCCCUCCGACACCGUGCCAAUCGCCCACCUCCUCCACCAACAGCUCUCAGCCCGCCGGCGCCGGCGCCGCCACCGCCGCCACCAUCCGAGUCCCGACCUCCAGUUCCCGAGCCCCGAGCGCCAGCGGCCGCGCGUCUCGUUUACGCUGCCUGAAAAGGGUCGGAGUGAGGUUUCUGGAGCCUCGCUGACGGCAUUGCCGUCGUCGUCAUCGUCAUCGUCGGAGCAGAAUCCUGAGGCGCAAAGUGGUGGUGGGGACGGUGCUGGGCUGCGGCGCCGGGAUGGGACAAGGGAGGGCGGUCGGCAGCCGGGGCUAGCUGGGAGGGUUACGGGGACGUUUUAUCGGAUGCGCCGGGCUUUGCGGGGGGAUGAUUAAUUUGUGGGAUGGGGAGUUUGGCGGUUUAGUGAGGGGGGGAAAUGGGGUUAGGUGGCUGUUUUGGUGAAAAGGGGUAGUUGUGCUUGUCCUCCUGGUCCUGGCUGCCUGGCUCUCGCAUUGGCGCAGGGUUGCUCCUGGAUCGGCUGUUGACCACCAUGGGGUCAUUGGUAGCGAAUAGGUAAUUCGACAGAGUUAGUAGCUAUUGGAGUACCAUCUACCAGUGUUCUUGAGAUCUGAGUUGAGCUGUCACGGUACUUGGAGGAGCAAAUAUGACAUCAUUUAAAAAUGGGGUUUUGAGAGACCGUUCACUAUCGUGGGAUUAGUUCUAAAAAGAGCCCAUGUUAAAACGGACCGCUGUAACCGGAAACGGUAUUAUAAUCUGUGAAACAAGCAAAUAGACAAAGAUCGUAGGACGGACAACAAAGACUUUCUCCAAGUUGCUCUUGACCAGCUUGAUUGAUGGAGC
Molecule: messenger RNA, 2255 nt
Organism: Chaetomium fimeti
Lineage: Eukaryota; Fungi; Ascomycota; Sordariomycetes; Sordariales; Chaetomiaceae
Exons: 2
Coding region: 176-1789 (537 amino acids)
Source: RefSeq, a predicted model, not a curated record